Nelumbo nucifera (sacred lotus) is the source of this 2175-nucleotide messenger RNA. RefSeq names its product putative clathrin assembly protein At5g57200. Lineage: Eukaryota; Viridiplantae; Streptophyta; Magnoliopsida; Proteales; Nelumbonaceae. Gene Ontology annotation, molecular function: phosphatidylinositol-4,5-bisphosphate binding; 1-phosphatidylinositol binding; clathrin heavy chain binding. The record is from RefSeq and is a predicted model, not a curated record. Gene Ontology annotation, cellular component: clathrin-coated vesicle; clathrin-coated pit. Gene Ontology annotation, biological process: vesicle budding from membrane; clathrin coat assembly; clathrin-dependent endocytosis.
GAAAACGAGAGGGAGGGAGAGAGAGAGAGAGAGAGGUGACAACGUUGGUUGGAGCCUGGAGGAAGGGAAUCACGGUUACAAUAACCAGGGAGCUAGAGAAGAACAUCUCCUCCUCUCUCCUCUCGUUCUUCGACUUACAGACUAAAUAAUUUACAGAGAAAAAGGUUGGUAUAUAGGGAUAAAGUUUCUGUGGGUUUACAGCAGCGAAUGGGAACAAUGCAGAGCUUACGCAAAGCCUACGGAGCACUCAAGGAUUCCACCAAGGUUGGCCUCGCCAAGGUUAACAGUGAAUUCAAGGACUUGGAUAUUGCAAUUGUCAAGGCAACCAAUCACGUCGAGUGUCCUCCGAAGGAACGGCACGUUCGAAAAAUUUUUUCCGCGACCUCUAUUGUGCGUCCACGAGCAGAUGUUGCCUAUUGCAUUCAUGCACUUGCGAGGAGAUUGGCCAAGACGCAUAACUGGAUUGUUGCUUUGAAGACAUUGAUAGUUAUUCAUAGAACAUUGAGGGAGGGUGACCCAACUUUCAGAGAGGAGCUUUUAAACUAUUCACACAGAGGACAUAUACUCCAAAUAUCCAAUUUCAAGGAUGAUUCAAGUCCUCUAGCUUGGGACUGUUCUGCAUGGGUCCGCACAUAUGCGCUCUUUCUAGAAGAAAGACUUGAGUGUUUUAGGGUUUUGAAGUAUGACAUUGAAUCAGAGCGUCUAACUAAAUCCUCACAAGGGAUAAUCAAGCAAGGGCAUAGUAGAACAAGGCUUUUGGGUAGUGAUGAUCUUCUGGAGCAGUUGCCUGCAUUGCAGCAGCUGCUGUACCGCCUUGUUGGUUGCCAGCCAGAAGGACUAGCUUAUAACAACUAUCUUGUGCAGUAUGCCUUGGCUCUGGUAUUGAAGGAGAGCUUUAAAAUAUAUUGUGCCAUCAAUGAUGGAAUCAUCAAUCUUGUGGACAUGUUUUUUGACAUGACAAGACAUGAUGCAGUCAAAGCCCUUAAUAUCUACAAAAGGGCUGGUCAACAGGCUGAGAAUCUUGCUGAUUUUUAUGAGUUUUGCAAAGGUUUGGAGCUUGCUAGGAACUUCCACUUUCCAACUUUGAGACAGCCGCCUCCUUCUUUUCUUGCAACAAUGGAAGAAUACAUAAGAGAAGCACCUCGGACAGGUUCUGUUUCAAAUAAGAGGCUGGAGUAUCAUGAGAGGCCUGAGACCCCAGUGCAUCCAAAACAAGAACCUUCACCUUCAGAAAUUGUUCAACCCAUUGAAGAAGCUGAGGUUAAAAGGCCAAUUGAAGAACCACAAGAAGAACCUCAGCCUAAGAAUGAGGUUGAAGCUCCCCCACCGCUUAUUGAAUAUACUGGAGAUUUACUGGGUCUUAAUGAGAUAAAUCCCAAAGCUGCAGAACUAGAGGAAAGCAAUGCGCUGGCUCUUGCAAUUAUAGAUCCAUCUGGGCUUGAUCCACUAUCUUCAACAAGUCGGGAAUUGGCAGCUCUUGGUGCCCCAAAUGCUACAGGAUGGGAACUUGCGCUGGUGACUACGCCAAGCAACAAUACCAGUCACUUGACAGAAAGCAAAUUGGCUGGUGGGUUUGACAGGCUCUUGCUUGAUAGCUUGUAUGAAGAUGCAGCAGCCAGGAGACAACAUCAACAACAGGUUGCAGGGUAUGGGGUUGGCAUGGCGGCACCUAACCCAUUUGAUCCACAAGACCCAUUUUCCAUGUCCAAUAAUAUAGCACCCCCAACUAGUGUUCAGAUGGCCUUAAUGACUCAGCAGCAACAACAACAGAUGCUAAUGCAACAGCAGAAACAUCAACAACAGAUGAUGAUGAUGGCUCCACCCUACCAAUAUCUCCCUCAAUACCCUCACCAGCCAAUGCAGCAGUACAUGGGGUCCAACAACCCAUUUGGAGAUCCAUUUGUUGGCUUCUCGCAUGGUGGAACACCACAAGGAAACCAUAGUUUAAUCUAAUGGCCAUUUUUUUUUCUUAAUUGCUUUUUUUUGUUCUUUGGGCUAAAAUGGGGAGGGGGAUUAUUUUGUUUCUUGUAAGGUUUGGUAAGUUCAUUCUUUGUUUCCUCAGCAGUCCUGAAUUUUUUUUCUUUCUUUUUGUAUUGAGGAAACACUGAUCAUUGCUUCCAAACAGUUGGAUGUAUUCUUUGAUCAAUCUUUAACAUGUCGCUGCACAUUCUCUGU